Penicillium odoratum is the source of this 1809-nucleotide messenger RNA. RefSeq names its product gamma-glutamyltransferase family protein. The record is from RefSeq and is a predicted model, not a curated record. Lineage: Eukaryota; Fungi; Ascomycota; Eurotiomycetes; Eurotiales; Aspergillaceae. The transcript has 4 exons. Bases 1 to 1809 code for a protein of 602 amino acids.
AUGCCGCUCAACUCGAAGGCUAUUUAUGCAAAGACGGACGCUGAUUUUGUCCCUUUUGCUAGUCGGAGAAGUACUGUUCACAGCAAACAUGGCAUUGUGUCAUGUACGCAACCGUUGGCAGCUGCUGCGGGGCAUCGCAUUUUGAGCCAGGGUGGAAAUGCAGCGGAUGCUGCUGUUGCUGUUGCUGCCGCAAUGAACAUGUCUGAGCCUGGCUCGACCGGAAUUGGCGGCGAUAUGUUCUGUCUAUUUUACAAGGCUGAAACUAAGAGAGUCCAUGCGCUGAACGGCUCAGGUCGAUACCCCGCUAAGGCGACAUUGGAACAAGUGCGCAAGGACCUGAACUUGGCUCCCGGUGCACCAGGGAGCAUUCCUUUCUUGAAUGCUCUCGCGGCAACAGUCCCCGGCGCUGCAGCAGGCUGGGUGGAUACAAUUGAGAAGUUUGGAAGUGGCAAGCUGUCAUUGGAGCAGAUUCUGACACCUGCUAUUGAGAUGGGUGAAGAGGGCUUUGUAGUCUCGGAGCUUGCGUCCCACGGUUGGCAAGAAGCUGAGAAGGAUAUACGUGCCGCGUCACCUAACUUCCGCGAAAUGCUAAAGAAGGAUCCAGCCGCUAAGGACGGAGUGCGUGCCCCUCUCCCUGGCGAGAUAAUGAAGAACCCCACAUUGGCGAAGACUUUCCGUGCUUUGGCAGCCGAUGGAAAGAAGGGCUUCUACCAAGGUAGAAUUGCAGAGGAGAUUGUGAAGGUAGCCCAGGAUCUGGGUAGUUAUUUGGACCUCGAGGAUCUUGCUCAACAUGCCGCGCAGGGUACACAGGAAGUGGAUGCCAUCUCACUCAAGUUCACCGGCCAAGACAAUGCAUCCAAGCAGUCACCAGGGACCAAUGGCACUAACCAGGGUGUUGAAGUCUGGGAACAUCCGCCUAAUGGCCAGGGUAUUGUCGCACUCAUGGCCCUCGGCAUUAUGGAAGAGCUAGAGCGGGCUGGCAAGAUCCCCAAGUUCAGCCAGGACCAACACAACUCUGCAGAAUACCUCCAUGCUGUGAUUGAAAGUGUAAGAAUCGCCUUCGCUGACGCGGGGUGGUGGGUGACAGACCCUGAUGUGGAGCGAGUACCCUCGCAAGGCCUUCUCGCUCGUAACUACCUAGCCGAACGGGCGAAGCUGUUCUCGCCAGACGGUGUGGCCGAGCUUUUAGACCAUGGCAGCCCAGCACACAACCAUUGCGAUACAGUUUACUUCGCCGUGACAGACCGCGAAGGGAACGGCAUCUCGUUCAUCAAUAGUAACUAUGCUGGAUUCGGCACAUCUAUCAUUCCCGCCGGCUGCGGCUUCACUUUGCAAAACCGUGGUGCCAAUUUCUCCUUGCAGGCUGGGCACCCGAAUGUCCUGGCCCCACACAAGCGGCCCUACCAUACUAUUAUUCCCGCCUUGAUCACCAAUGUGGAGGACGGCUCUCUGAACUCCGUGUAUGGUGUGAUGGGUGGCUUCAUGCAGCCACAGGGCCAUGUACAGGUGCUACUCAACAUGCUUGCAUUCGGAUACCACCCUCAAGCAGCUCUUGACUCCCCGCGUAUUUGCGUCAAGGCACCAACAUCUGAGGAUCACGACCGCACAGUGUGUGUCGAGGAGGGGAUCAGUGAGGAAGCCAUUGAGGGAUUGCGCCGUCUAGGCCACAAGAUUGAGGUGUUGAAGGGUUGGGAAAGGUCGAUGUUUGGUCGGGGGCAGAUCAUUCGUCUACAUUAUGACGAUGAUCAAUUGGUGUAUAGUGCAGGCAGUGACCCGCGUGGCGAUGGAAUGGCCUUUCCUCUACUGUAA